Molecule: messenger RNA, 909 nt
Organism: Trichoplax adhaerens
Lineage: Eukaryota; Metazoa; Placozoa; Uniplacotomia; Trichoplacea; Trichoplacidae
Exons: 8
Coding region: 1-909 (302 amino acids)
Biological process (GO): transcription elongation by RNA polymerase II; DNA-templated transcription
Cellular component (GO): nucleus
Molecular function (GO): nucleic acid binding; zinc ion binding
Source: RefSeq, a predicted model, not a curated record
AUGGGUGUUGAAUACGAAGUAACGAGGAUUAAAAAACAAUUGGAGAAGGCAUUAAAUCGUGAAAUUGUGGAUAAUGAAUUUAUAUUGGAUUUACUAACUAACCUGAAGGAUUUAAAGAUGACGUUAGAAAUUUUACAGAAAACACGUGUGGGCUACCAUGUUAACAACGUACGCAAGAAAGCUGAUAAAGAAGUGGUUAUCAAUCUUGCAAAAUCACUCAUUAAAGAUUGGAAGAGAUUAUUACCAGACUCGAAAAAGAAUGAAGCAAAAGAUAAAACCGAUAGCCGUCAAAUGGAUAAGGAUAGUCAGGAUCUUAUCCAACAGUCGGAAAUAAAUCCUAGUCUAAUGGUAGAAGAAAAAGACAACACGACCGUUCAUCAAAGUCACAACAAUGAUAAGGAUAUGCAAGUUUUAAGUUCUGGCAAUCCAACUAGAGACCUUAGUCGAAAACUUCUUAUCGGUGCCCUUAGUCGCGACGGCUUGAAUAAAGCCAUUUUCAAAGAGUUAAAAGGUCCAAAUAUGAAAUAUAAAAAUCGUGUUCGCAGUCGAAUUUCAAACUUAAAAGACUCGAAGAAUCCAAAUUUGUGUCAGAAAGUCUUAUCUGGUAUUAUCACGCCAGAACAGAUUGCUAAAAUGACCGCUGAGGAAAUGGCAUCUGAUGAAAUGAAGAAACUCCGACAAGGGUAUGCCAAAGAAGGUAUUCGAGAUGCCCAGAUGGCUGUCACUCAAGGCACAAAAACGGAUUUACUAACUUGUGGCAAAUGUCAUAAAAAGAAUUGCUCUUAUAACCAGAUGCAAACAAGAAGUGCUGAUGAACCAAUGACAACCUUCGUCUUUUGUCAUGAGUGUGGACACCGUUGGAAGUUGUUGGUCAGUUCUUACAUGUCUUUAUUUGGGAUAGUGACUUAA